Messenger RNA from Morchella sextelata, 828 nucleotides. RefSeq lists its product as uncharacterized. Gene Ontology annotation, biological process: protein localization to kinetochore; kinetochore assembly; attachment of mitotic spindle microtubules to kinetochore. Gene Ontology annotation, cellular component: kinetochore. The record is from RefSeq and is a predicted model, not a curated record. The transcript is spliced from 2 exons. Lineage: Eukaryota; Fungi; Ascomycota; Pezizomycetes; Pezizales; Morchellaceae. Bases 1 to 828 code for a protein of 275 amino acids.
AUGGCGACAGAAACACCCACCGCCGACUAUACCGCCCUUCUGGAAACCCUUCAAAAAAUCCAAAAACACGACUUCACCAUCCUAAAGCUCCGUGCCAGUGUCUCCCCGCUCGCGCCAUUCGAUACCAACGACCUCACACAGAGCAGCGAUGCCUCUGUGGCCUGGGACAGCAGCACCCCAACUGCCCUGCAGGCCGACCUGAGCCACUACAAAGAACUCUUCUCAAAGCUGCGCUUCAGCUACCUUGAGCAAGUAACAAAGGAAAAGUUCCUUCGCGCCAUCACAGAAGACCCACCACUCAUCGUCGAGCCCGCCGAGAACGACGCCCUCGAAGCCCAACUCGUAACUGAAAAGGCUGCCCUCAAGGAGUCGAAAGCAUCUGUAGAUGCGAUCCUUGCCGACCUCGAGGCGCUCUCGCAGCGGUUGACUGCCACUUACGGCCAGUUGUCUGGAUGGAGCACCGCAGCGGCCACGCUUCCAGGCGAGACGUUGGCACUAGAGGCGCGCAUCGAUGAGCUGGAGAAGGGGCGACAGAUGCCGCUUGACGAGACGGUUGCGCUUCUUGGAGAGCGGGAGGCGGAGCUGGCAAGGUUAGAGAAGGAGUUGGAUGCGGUUGAGAGAGAGCUGCCGAAGAGGAAGAAGGUCCUGGCAGAGCUGGAGAGCGAGAUUGAGCCAUUGGAGUUGGAUAAGGAAGGAUUGGAGAGGUUUGCGAGUGAGGCGGUGAGGAUGAGGGAUAGUGCCAGGGCUGAGGGGAAGGCCGAGAGGGAGAGCAUGGGGAGGUGGUAUCGCAGUGUUGUAGAGGGGUUGGAGGCGCUGGUCCCCAGGUAG